AUGGCUUAUAAUGAUAAUAUAAGUUUGAAAAAUGAAGAAACAAAUGAAGAAAUUUAUAUGUAUUGUAACAAAAAUAACACUUUAUUAAAUAAUUUUUCAAAUUUAAAAAAAUGCCAAACUAAAAAUUUUAAUAUUGGCAAAUAUCUUGAAGAAGAUAAAUUAAAAUUAAACGAAAAAAAUAUUUUUAGAAAAAAAUAUAAUAAUAAAAUAACUAAUAAUAUUAAAUGCACAAGAGAUGAAGAUUAUAAUAAAGAUAGAAGUCAGAGUAUCUCAAGAAAUGAUGAAAAUAAAUACAAUAUAAAAAAAUUUGUAAAUUUGAAAACACAAGAAUCUAUUACAAAUGGAAUUAUAACAAGUAGAUUUUUAAAUAGAAGUAAUACACCAAAAAGAAGUAGGAAUAUCGUUGAAACAAAUGUAAAAAAAAAUAAUUUAAAAAUAGGAAUAAUAAAUGAAUAUAGAAAUAGUGAUGGAAAAAAUAUUAAAAUGGAUAAUAAGUAUAAUAAUGCAAGUAAUAAUUUAUUAUAUACCUAUAUGAAUAAUGAAGAUAUAUAUGAGAAUAAAAAUAUACAUGAUAAUCAUAUUUUGAAUUCUGACAUAACAACCAUAAAAAAUUCUGUAAAUAAUGCUUUUAAAAAUAAAAAUACUGAAAUUAAAUCAAAUGUUCUCAUCGAUCUUAAUAAAGUGCGAAAUUUUAAAUGUAAUAACAGUUUAGAUAAUAAUAUAAGUAACAAAAAUGAUUAUGAUGAUAAAUUAAAUAUAUCAAAUACAUAUAAAUGUGAUUCAUCAAAAAUAAUAGUUGGUAACGUUAAUAAUAACAUUACAAAUAACAGUUCUACAGAAAAUAUGUUUAAUAAAUUUAAUGAAAUUUUGAUUAAUGGUUAUCCACCUUACUACAGUAAAGAUAAUAUUGGAUUUCCAAAAAAAAAUAUAAAAAUAUCAUCUUGUAAUAAUUUUUUAUAUAAUGAUAAUAUUUUAAUGAACGAAAAAAAUUGUGAAAAUAAUAAUUAUCAUUUAUAUAAUAAUAUUACAAGUUCCUACAAUUUAAACAAUAAUAAAAGUGAACAAACAAAAAUUAUAUAUUCUGACUUAUAUAUUGAGACAAAUGAAAACAAGAAAAAUGAAUUAAAAUUACAUAAAGCUAAUACAGAUGGGUUAAAUAUGAAACAAAAAUUAAAAUGCAGUAAUUAUUGUAAUCAUUCAUUGCAUAAUAGUACUAUAAAUAAAAUAGAAUUUUUAGAAGAAAAUAUGAAAAAUAACAAAUAUAUUAAUAAAAAUUAUUUAAACUCUCAAAAAAAAUGUUGCACUAAUAAAAAUUUUUUUAAUAGCAAUAUUGACAAUAAUAAAUAUGCAUCACCUCUAUAUUACAAGGAAGAUGUAGAUCUUCCAAAUCAUUUUUAUACAGACAACAUUUUAGAGGAAAAAAUAACAAAUAUGAAUAAAAAUAAUUUAGAGAAUACCCAAGAUACAACUAUAAAUAAAAAAGAAAACUUUUUAAAUUAUAAAAGAAAUGCACAAUACAACACAAACAGUGAAGAAUAUAAAUUAUUAAAAGUUUAUAAUAACUCAAUUUAUAAUGAUAUGAAUGAUUAUUUGAAUAAUUCAAGAAAUAAAAGGGAAGUUAUUACUAGAAUGGAUAAUAUAAAUAAAUUUUGUGAAUACAAUAAUUGUGAGAAUAAAAAAGAUAUAAAAAAUUAUAAUAUUGAAUCUACAUUAUAUAAUGAAAAAGAUUUUAUGAAUAUAAACGAUGUUAAGAACAAUAUAAAUGAUAAUAAAGAAAAGAUUCAUUAUAUUACAAUUGAUUCAAAUAAAAAUAAUUGUUUAAAUGAAGAGAUAAUAAAAAAUAAUUCUUCUAUUAAUGAACAGAAUAAUAAUUAUUACAUAAAUGUAAAAAUGAAUGACAAAACAUUUAUUGCUUCUUAUGAUAAUACUAGUAAUAAAUGUAAACAAGCAGAUAUUUUUAAAAAUGAAAACAAUAAAAAAUAUUUUAUCGAUUCAUCACAUGUAUUAUUAAAUGAAAAUAUAUCAAAUGAUAACGUGAUUUGUAUAAAUUCUCUUUUAAACAAGGAAAUAAAUAAUAAUAAUUAUUUAAAAAUAUCAUCAAAAUUAGAUGAAAAAAGUAAUAAUAUUACAAAAAAAAUAAACACGGAUAAUAAUUCUGAUAAAAUUUUUGAUGAAAAAAACCUAGAACGAAAUCAUACAUCAUCUAGUGUAUCAACAUAUUUAUCUUUAAAUAGUAAUAAGGUAAUUAAAGUAAAUAAUGACAAAAUUAGCAAAUGGAAUAAAAAUGCAAAUUCUAUAAACUUAAAAAAUAUGAAUGAAGUAAAUUAUGAAAAGGAAGAUGAAUUAAAACAUAAAAUAAUUAAUAAGAUUAUAGAUGAUGAUAAUAAAUAUAAUGAAUCAAAUAAUUAUAUGUUUAGUGAAGAUACAUAUUUUCCACCUGAAAAUGCUGUAAAAGGUUCAUUAAAUAGUUGUUUACGUGAUAAUUAUUAUUCUUAUGUUAAAAUUUUAAAAGAAGAAAAAUUAUUAGAUAAUAAUAAAAAAUUCCAUAUUUUGUUGCAUCAAAAUAAUGCAACUAAUAAUUUUAUUAUGAAUAACGAAAACAAAGAAAAUGCUAAUUCAUUAAAUAUGAAUACUAUUAAUAUUCCUUUGCAUAGGGAUAAUUCAACACAUGAUAUAUUUAAUAAAAAGUUUUUGUUAAACAAAAAUAUUAUUACUACUACUAAUAUAUUGAAUAACAAAAUAAUUAAUAAUAGUAAUAUAUCACAUACUUAUUCUAUAAAUAAAAGUUUACAAAAUAAUAAUAAAAAAUUAUCAAAUACAUGUAUAUUAAAUAGUACUGUGAGUAAUGGUGCUAAUUCAUUAAAUAAAAAUAAUAUUCCCGAAACUACUAAUAAUUUUCUAAGUAACAAUUUAUCAAAUAAAGAUUCCUUUAAUUCAAUGUAUAUGUUAAAUAGAAAAAUGAUGAAUAAUAAUACAUUAUGUAAUAAUAACAAAAUUACCUUAAAAACAUUAAAAAAUGAAAAUAAAAAUUAUUUAUCUAAAACAGUACUAUUAAAUUUAAAUAGAAUAAAUAGUAACAAUGAAAGAAAAGGACUAGAGUCAUGUAAAUCAUUUGAUAAUAGUAAAAUAUGUAAUUACUUAAGAAAUAUUGAUACGAAAAGUUUAACAAAAUUUCAUCGCACUGCUUCCCUUAGAAAUCAUAAUUUAAGAAAAAAAAAGUUAGAUACAGAAAUGCAUGAGCAUAUAAAUAAUUUCAAAGAAGAAAACUUUGAAAUAGACACAAAAUAUAUUGUAAAAAAAGCAGUAGUUAUUGGUUGUAAUUAUGUAAAUGAAGAAGAAACAAGACUUUACGGAUGCGCAAAUGAUGCUUAUGUUUUUUGCAGAGCUUUGGUAAAAUAUUUUGAUUUUGCACCCGAAAAUAUUUUAUUAUUAACAGAUAGCUUGCCAUCAAAUGCUUACAUAUAUGAUGAUUUUGAUAUAAAUAGAAUGAAGUAUAUAAAAGAAGCAAAUAAUAGUUCCAUUGAUGAUGGAAAAGAUGUGAAAAGAAAUAUUUUCAAACUAUUUAAUAAAAGUGGGAUGUAUAAUCAAAAUAAAAAAAACGUAGAGAUUAAUUUAUGUAAUUCAUGUAAAAACUUUGAUAUAAAAAAUGUUGAUAUAUCAUCUCAAAAUAUUAAUCUAAACUUAUGGCCAACAAGAAUAAAUAUAUUAAAAGCAGUAAAUUGGCUAGUUAGAGAUUCCGUUCCAUUUGGUUCUUAUGUUUUUUAUUUUGCUGGAAAAAGUGUUCAGGUAGAUAAUAUGAGUGGAUGGGAAGGAGAAGGAUAUGAUGAAGCAUUUUUAUGUUCUGACCCAUUUAAUAAAAAUUAUGAACAUAAUGUAAUAACAGCUGUUCAAUUAAAAGAUUUAUUAUUAAGUAUAAACUCAAAUUCUCAGAUGACUAUAAUUUUAGAUUGUUCAGGUGGGCAGACCAUAUUAGAUCCUGCGGGAACGGAAAAUUCAUGGUCAUAUAUAAAAGGAUGUAAGCAAAAAGGUAUAUGGCCAAUUACUAAUCCUACCGAUAAAGUGCAUAAAGCUGUUUAUGAUAUAACUAUAUUGAAUAAUAGUACUAUGAAAAAAUAUUUUUGCAAAUCAAGAUUUUCCGAAUUAAUAGAGGUUGAAUCAACUGCUGCUAUGAUUGAUCCCUUAUUACAAUCUAUUUCUUCAUUACCCAUUGCCCCCAAAGCUUAUUGUUUGUGUGCAGCGACAUGGGAGCAAAUUUCAAUAGAAGGAUUGUUUCCUAUUAUUGAAUUUGCAAGAGUAAAACAGCUAAAAAAAACUAACAAUUAUGAUAAUGAUAACAAAAAUAAAAGUACAAAAAAAAAAAGAGAAAAAAAAAAAAACAGCCAAAAAAUAUUAUCAAAUGAGGAAGGAUUAAAGAAAAAAAAAAGUUUCUACGAGAAAAAUUUUAAUUUCUCAUUAAGUAUGAUGAGAAAAUUUUUUAAUAAUAACAAAAACGAUUCUAUGGAAAAUAAAAAUGUAAAAAAGUUUGAAGAAAAAGAUAAAUCUAAGAAAUUAUACUCUGAUAAUAGCUAUAAUGAUUUGAAGGAUUCUAUAUAUAGUGGUAGUGAUAAUAAUAGUGAUAUGUCUGUUAACACAGACGAUAGUGAAGAAAAUACUGGUGAGGAUAAAGAUGAUAAUUAUAUUCUUGUUAGCCAUGGUGUAUUUACAUACUGCUUCAUUGAAGCAAUUAUGGAGUUUAAAGAAAAAGAAUUAAAAAAUAACAUUUUUGAAAAAAAUAACCAAAAAUUUUUACCAAUGACUUUAAAAAAUUUAAUUAACCUUAUCCAAGAAAAAAUACAAUAUGUAAAAAAUAAUAAAUUAAAAAAAUUAAAUCAAAAACCAGAAUUUACUAUACAUCCAGGGGCCAAUGCUACUAUUAAUAAUUAUUUUGUUCAUUAUUCAAAAAAUAUACAUUUUCAAAAUAAUAAAUACAAUUUUAUUAAUUCCGAUUUAUAUCCUUUUUUAAAUGUUAAUAAAGCUUGGGAGGAGAUUAAUAAAAAUACUCUUAGAAAUAGAAAAUCAUUAUCAUUAAAUUCGACAUUAAUAAAUACUGCAUCUUCUAAAUAUUUUACAGAACAAAAUGAUCAAAUUAAAAAUUCCUAUAAUUUAAAAUAUUAA
Messenger RNA from Plasmodium gallinaceum, 5154 nucleotides. RefSeq names its product metacaspase-like protein, putative (gene MCA3). Bases 1 to 5154 code for a protein of 1717 amino acids. The record is from RefSeq and is a predicted model, not a curated record. The transcript has a single exon. NCBI's taxonomy places the organism in Eukaryota, Apicomplexa, Aconoidasida, Haemosporida, Plasmodiidae.